CCACCGUUGGGAGAAAACUGGAGGGCUCGCACGUCUCUGAUGAGACACCUUGCAGUGCGCGUGAGAUUAUCGUGCGAAGAUAAAAGAAAUGCUGUUGGACACCAGCAGCGGGCUCACGAGUCAGGCGGUGGUUGUAAUCUGAAACCAGUUCGAGAAGGGGACAAAUAACGAGCCAUGAAAAAACACCUGAGCCCCACGAAGCAGCAGCAUGACCACCACCAGCCGCCGCCCCCACCGACAGACAUCCCGGCUGCUGGCGGCGAGUUGACCGUAAACGAGCUCAACGAGCUCCUCUCCGACGGCAGCGGCUUCUACAACCUCCCCACCCAGCACUUCAAUGAAGUCUUCCCCAGGAUUUACAUAGGAAACGCGUUUGUGGCCCACAACCCCAUGCGACUGCAGAAACUUGGUGUGACACACGUCCUCAACGUGGCAGAGGGCACCUCCUUCAUGCACGUCAACACCAGUCCAGAGAUGUACGCCGGCACUGGGAUUACGUACCACGGCAUUCCAGCCAACGACACAAAGGGCUUCAACCUCAGUGCCUUCUUUGAGGAGGGGGCUGAUUUUAUAGACAGAGGACUAGCACACCAUAAUGGCAAAGGGAAGGUGUAUGUACACUGCAGAGAAGGCUACAGCCGCUCCCCGACCAUGGUUGUUGCUUACCUUAUGAUGCGCCACAAAAUGGACGCCCGGACGGCUCUCGCCACAGUGAGACAGAAGAGAGAGAUCGGCCCUAACGAUGGCUUCCUUCUCCAGCUGUGCCAACUUAACGAGAAGCUGGUGAAGGAGGGUAAGCUGAACGGAGAGGUGGGCAAAACGAAGACCAAAUGAAAACAGGAGAGAUGUCUGUAGGACCGGUCUCUUCCUGCCAGGCAGAUCGCACCCGAACCAAACCAGCACCCGUCUAACAUAUCAGGGGUACAAACAUGCAUUUAUCUGUGUAAAUACCUAUCCUUCAUAUGUGCACAAACAGUUUCAUUUCCCAUUCUCCUUUUUAUUAGUCCACACUUCACCUCCGGGCAGAUUUUCCUGCAAAUCUUUGCUCUAAAUUUAUAUAGUUACAAGCUUACCUUCCUGAGGCAUUUCUUUAAUUCCCACAAGUUAAUAAGACAAACACUUUGCCCUGAUUUGUAAAACACCCUUAAAAAUUUGUAUUUAACAGAUUAUAGCACAAUCAUUCCAUAGUUUUCCACUGCCGGAAUGUCAGUGAUGUCUCUGUGAACAGAAGUAAAUUUCAAAUGGAAAAAUAAAAUUCCUUAUUAAUAAAAAUGUGUGACCAUGGACGAAGAGUGCAGGAAGGAUAAUCCCAAACAUUCCAUAGAAACUAUAACAGAAGAAAAGACGCCCAGAUUUAAUCCUUACAAUUUUUAAGUCUUUAUCUUCCUUCUGCUGCUUUGUGGCAGAUGUUUCAUGCACAAAAAAAGCAAAACAAUGAAAUACACUUUCUCACUCUCAAAUGCAUCCAAACUCUGGCUGUAGCGUUUCAGUUUUGGCCUCUAGCUUGACAACAUUGGCAGUGAAAGUGUUUAUCUACCGAGAACCAGGAAGAGUUGAGAUAAUGAAAAAUAAUGAGCUGUGUAAGUUACUCAUGUUACAGCUGUGUUUCUGAAUAAAACAGAUAUUCCUUUUAGUUGGAUUGUGAGGUCUCCAUGGUAAAAAGGUUGAAAAGGAAUAUCUAUUUCAAUUACAUUUUAAUCAAUUUUAAUUUUAUUAACUUCCAUGUGACAAAGUCAAUACUCUCGCGCUGAAAAAUAUUCUCAGAUAUACAACUUGACAUCUACUUUUUAUGUGGCUAGCCUUUUGAUUGCAAAGGCAGAUGAAGUAAUCUCCAAACUCUCUGCAGCACUAUAAGCCAGUUCAAGGUUUACAUUUUUAGUUUUGUAUAAAAUCCCUGUAAUAAAUCAGAAAUCUCAGUAGAACGAUCUGUCUUCACUGGAGGGAAGUUUUCUCCGCUACAAAUUCUUGUUACUGCUGUAACCAAAGCUAAUUUAAAUUAAAAGCAUAGUUUAUUGAAAGGAAACACUUAUAUAAUUUUUCCUUUGGCUUCUUAUGAUGUUGCACGUUCAAGUUUUAGAGUUUUGCUCCCUCCUUUAAGUAAACUGCACCUGGAUGAAACUGCCGAGGUCUAAACCUUGAUUAAUUUGCUCGUCAGUCAUUCUGUUAUAAUUUUGCUACUGCUUAGGUUUAUUGUCCAGUUGAGGACCCCGUUUGAACCAAGGUUUGCCAUCCUAAGUUGCGUUGCUGUUUACGUCUUUGUGAGUGGAGGCAAAAAAAGACAAUAUUUUCUCAUCAAAAAUUAAAUUACUUCUCCAGUAUUUUGCACAUUGCUUCAAUGUUUUAACAAUGUUCAAUCUGUCUACUAUAUUAAAACUCCUGAUUUAAUGUAUGUUAAAUUAAGGUUUGCCAAUAAAAGAGAAGAUUAUAAGCUUUAUUUUUCACAGUGCGAGGCCCAAUAUGCUGUCAUAAGGGAGGUUCAAAAAGCCAAUCUGAAUCUAAAGGCCUUUCAGUGUCAAACGUAUCAGCUGGGAAGGAUGCCAUUGGCCUUCAAUCAAGAGAGUUUCUGUCAUUACAACAGAGAGUAAAUCCACUGCCAGUUCCCUGACACAGCCCUUCAACCAGUAUCAUAUGGCCCUUUUUCAUCAACACCGUUUAUCACAACACACCCACACCCCUAAAUGUGUGCCAGACAGAAACCCACGCACACACAAACAUACACUUCCUUUGUUUGUAUGCACUAAAGCAUUGCAAUAUAUGUCAAUACCCUAUCAGAUAUAUAGAAUGUAAUCAUAUUUAGAAUGACUAAUCCAGCAGUACUCGUUAUGUAACAACCUCAGUUCUACAAUUCUUUGCUAACGACAUUGCAUUUACAGCAUUAGUAGACAGAAGUGUAAAUUAUUUUGUCCGGGAAAGGAUGAUAUAUACAGUAGAUUACAGUGAAAUAUGUAGAGAAAAUCUCGCUUCAGUAUGAAAGUCUGUGUCCAAUAAUCCAGAUUAUAUAAAACUCUGGAGGGACAAAUAUUAAAAUGACUUUUUCACCUCCUUAAUGCCACUAUUAAUUUCUCUGUCAAUAUAUCUGUAUACAUCUGAAUAUAUAUAUAUGUAUAUGUAUACUGUAUAUACAUAUUUAAGUGUUGACAUAUAUGAAUGUACAAGCAAUGUGUCUAUAACUUGUAGUAUUGUCAUUAUGUUCUUUAAUAUCAUGUUAUAUUUGUAUAUGGGUCCUUCCGCCAUUGUCACUGUUUUAACAACAAAACUACAUGUUCAUUACUAUACAGAUAUGCAUGUCAAGUGCUGUAUAAUUGUGAUAUUCUAACCACUUUAUUUUAAAUAGGGCACUUUUCAUUUUGUUUUGAGAUGCAAUCAGUUGGCCAAAGAUUAUGGGGGGGGCAAUUUGUUAAAUUUUCUGUUUACAGUUUGAAUAUGUUGUACUCUAAUAUUUAGAGUUUGUAAUACUUAGAAGAAAAAAUGAUUUCAAACAGUAAAAUUUAUAAAAACGCUGGAACAAUUAGGAACAUGCUUUAUCACAUAAAUAGAAGUAUUAUUGUUGUUUUAUUAAAGCACCUGAAACAUAUUUUUCCUUUUCUCUGUGUUCUCGUACUUAGAUUGGGAAAAAUCAUAUUAGACAUUGGCCAAGACAAGCUUGAAUGGUGCAUCUCGGAUAUUUAUUUCUAGUUUGUCACCAUGGAGUUUCUUCAUGAAUUACAACCACAUGCAUACUAAUUAUCAGCUGGUGUACCACCACACACAAGGAUGCACUAAUGGCAAUCACCCAUUUAAAUGGCAGUUUUUAUACAUAAGCAAAACAAAGUAUUUCUUUGUGCCAUUUCACCACAUUUUCUCUCACAGGUUGUGCUUAUUACAAGUAAGAAGAAAUAAAAAAAACACAACUUGAAGGUUAUUCACUGUAGAAACUAUCCACUCCAGAUAAACUCCCUUCAAAAAGUAGAAACUGUAAUGUUACUAGAUUAUUUGACACAGAACAGCUUUUUCAAUUAUCAAUCUUAAAUUCAACAAAGUCUUAAGUUGCAUUAUACAAAAAAAAUUUGAUUAUGGGACCUUUUUGCAUAAGAUGACCUUUACUUUAAAAGCAAACAGCAUCUGUUCAGUCCUGCUGAUAUUCUCACAUAACUGCCGCCCUCUAGUGACACGGAAACAGAUGGUGUAGCCGCCUGUUUUCUGUAUGAAUGACUUUUAUUUCACUUUGCAAACAGUGGCUGCAUAGGACAUAACAAUCUAACUAUUUAGAAACUUGGCCACUAGAUGAUUCAUGCUCUUGUUGUGUAUUCUGUCUUUAUCUAUCCUGUUUAUAUGAAAAUUAAAAAAUGAGACCAUAUCAUCAUCAUCAUCAGCUUUAUUAAAGACCCAAAUGGGUCUAUAGAAAGAUAAUUUAAGAAAAUUUAAAAAAACAAAGAAUCACAUAAAAAGAUAAUAAUCACAUAUACAAAUCACUGAUUUACAGAAAGGCUAGACCACCAGUGAUUCCACAUUCUGGACUUAAACCUGACUGAGCUUUGUGAAAUAUCUUAGUAUCUGGAUGAUGUUGUUUGUUGAAACACUUAACCGCUACAUAAAUCUGUACAAAAGGUUUUGUAAGACAGCAUGAAAAGUGGAGACACCAACACCAACAAAUAACUGACAAGCACUAAUCCAUCUCGGCAUCCUAAGCAGCAUUCUCAUUCCAUCAUUGUAUGCCACUUUGAGUUUCUGUAAACUGCUUUGUUUAUGCUGUCUCCAUAUGUGAGCACUACACACAGGAGUGCAGUAUGGUUUAAAGAGAGCUACUUUCACUGAGACAGAACACAUCUCGAACUUGCGUACCAGCAUUUUGGCUUGCACAUUAAGCGACGUUUAUAUAUAAAUAUAUUUGUCCAAUUUUAUUAAUUGAAUAAAUAUAUUUGAAAAUUUGAUCUCUAAAUCUUCUCUGUGCUAAAACCUUUAGGUAUGAGAUGUAUUCAUGUUCGUUGCUUGUAGCUGUCAAAUGUCUGAAAUGAAAUGUAAUUACACAAUUACGCCAUCUUCUUAUGAACCCUUCCUUAACUCAAGUGCAAAAACUACUUUUGUAGAGCUUGUAUUUAGAGUAUUUUGCAAAAGCAUUUUUACAGAUUUGUUCUCUUUCCUUUCACUUUAAAGUAGUGUACUGUUUUGUGUGGGUAUCACAUAAAAUACCAAUAAAAUACACUGAGGUUUGGCUCUGUAACAUGACAAAAUGUCAUGUGAACAAGAGGUACGAAUACUUUGCUUUGCCCCCCCUUAAUGCGCAAUUAUACAGAACGGUCAUUUUAUAAGCCUCAUAUGUCAUAAAAAAACAAUAUUUAGACUUCCAAACAUUCACUGACAUGUCCAGACCUUCUGUGAACUCUGACUCAUUAUUGGCCAUGAGGAAAAGCCAGAUAAGGUAAUAUUCUCACAGGGAGUUAAACAUGAGUUCAGACUUUGUUGAAUGAGAACAAGUGCAGUUUUACUGUUUUUCCAUCCUGGUAUAUGUACAAGGUAUUCCACUCAACUCUGACCUGUUUCAUAUUUAGCUGUGUGAAAAUGUCAAAGUUGAUCUUUAAAGCUGCUCAUUAGAUUUUUUUUCCCCCCUCACAUAUGCUUCCUUCUGUUGUUAAAUAGCCAGGAGUCGAAUUUUAAAGUCAAAUUUCUCACUGCAUGGUUUAUUUUCCAUGACUUGGUCAUAAAUUUCACACCAGGCAUUGACAGUGGAGCCUACAUAAUAAUCCAAAAUGCAGAGCACCCACUCUACUACACAAACAUCUUUUAAAGAAACUCACUGCCUUCAUACGGUUUCUAGUUUUAUUCCUAAGUAUUUGGGAGUACUAUACACAAAGUGAAAGACAUUUCACUGAUUGCAACUCUUUAAACAAUUCUAAUCAACUGCUUGCCUCCCCAAAGGCCAGUCUCCUGAAGCUUUUGCAUGUCUCCCUGGCCUGCACACCUGAAUCAAACUAAUUCAUUGCCAAGUCAGUAUUCAGUAUAAUGCUACAAAGUCCUGCUAAGAACCUAAAUAUUCUAUUCAGGCGUGUUGAAGCAGAGAUACAUCUAAAAGCUGCAGGAAACUGCCCCCUUGAGGACUGGAGUUUGACACCUGCACACCUUUUCUGACAUCAGUAAAAUGAAAAAGCUUCUCUGUGACUAGACAUGGGCUGGUAUUAGGAUUUGGAGAGAUGCUGUCACUUCAAUCAAAUGUUGAAGGUGCUGGGAGAACUACACAAACUACAACUAAAUUGAUUGCUAAACUGAAUUGCUUUUUUCCUAAAUAUGACUUGCAAGAAGUGUUUGUAGCCUAUCAAAAUGAUGUUAGCUUUUUAUUAUUAUCUGUCACACCAGGAAGCUUGUACGAAGUGGGUUGUUUAUUUCACCAGUAGAAAUCACCUGUCAGAUCUCGUUUGGUUUAAAUGGUGCUGUUAAAAAGUGAUAAGUGGCACUCCAAUCUAUGUCUGCCAUUUUUUUUUUUACCUUAGAAAUUUCCUAUCUUAUAGAAAACUCUGGCUUGUUUGUUUGGAAGUAUGGAGAACCUUUCAGGGAAUUCUCCACCUUCAGCCAUCCAACACAGCUUACUAGUUGCUCGAAGUAACAAGUGUGGGGAGGCAGACCUGACCCAAAUAACUUUGUUUCUACAAGAUAUAUUUUCACACUGCUUGCUCUAUUGUAUUUGUUUUGCAAGGUGUCUCUAGGCUUUGUUGGGAAAGAAGGUUUUGGAAAAUUCCCAGUGUACACAUCUGACUGACUCCUUUCAGCAGCAAGCAGGAGGAAGUUGUACACUAUUGUCUGACAUUCUACUGCUGUCGGUAAACUCUUAAACUGUAAUAGCAGUGAAAUGUUAUUAAUAUGUAAAAUCAAAACUGGAAGCCAGCCCAUGUCUGGAAACUUGACAAAAUCUUAAAAAAAACAACACAUCUUCAUUGCUGGUUCUUAAUGCAUUGAAAAAUAGAGAAACACUGCCGUCUGCUGUUCAGCCCGUAUAUUUGUUUGCACAUCUUAUAGUCGUUUCUGAUCAUGUUUUGACAUAUGUUUGCUUUUUUUUCCCCCCUCAUUCAACAUAUUCCAUACAUUUGUUUACACAAUACCAGCGCUAUUUUGUGGAUCACACAAUGUAUUAUAAAGAAUGUGAAUUGCCAUUUUUAGAUAUUAUAUAUGCUGAGUAUACACAAGGCAAUUGUGAAUUGCUGCAUUUUAUCCUCCUUACAGGCCUGUUACAGUGUAAAGAUUGGACAGUGUUUGAAUGUAAUAAGUAAAAACUGAUGUUUUUUUUUUUAAAGUUUGUGAAGUUAUUGACAUUUGGUUGUAAGUUCUUUGGUGGUUUAUCUCAUUUGUACUGCUUUUUUGUUGCUUUUUUUUGUACAAACUAUUAUUGUGACGUACUUCUUCAACCAUUCUGUUAAAUAUCCUUCGUCAUUAUCUGUGUUGCUUUUGGAAGAGUCACCUACAUGAAUAGUGGUAGUCAGAGCUGGGCCAGACUGUAAUUGUAACUUAUUUGCUUUGCAGAAGAGGCUUGUUAAAUCAAUCAAGAGUACCUGGUAGUUGUGUUUAUUAUCACAGAAAAGUAGGUAAAUCGACUUAUAAGUAAUUUCCUGCGAUUUUCUCUUAAUUUAGCAAUCCCAUGCGGUGUAAGUCAGCCAUCUGCUGGCCAUAAAAAGCUGAGAUGAUAGUCAAUUGAUAUCUCACAGCAUGGAAAGUCGUUUGGUUUGACUCCUCUAAAUUGUCCAAGAUGUAGUAAUCUCUACCCUCUGGUGCUCUUGAGGACUUUCAAACAUAUGCUGGAAAUUACCUACAAAUACUGCUUGGCCCAGGUGACACUCCAUCUGUCGUCAUUUUCUCGCCUUCAUUCUGAUAAGUGGCUUAAAGCAGGCGUUUUAGCACAAAUGAGCCCACUGCCUGACUCCUCUGGAGUCUAUUAUGCGGUCCACUUCUUGUCUCGUUAGAUUUCUGUUCAUGUGGAGAUUCUGCAAAAGGUCUUUGUUGUGAUGUUGGAUUGUCUGUAAAUGGGUCUUUGUCAUUGCUGACGUCUCAACAGAAGCAUCACCACCCAAAGCCUUACAGUAAUUACUUUUUCGGGAUACGUUUUUCAGUUUGUGUAUUUCACUUCAAGCAGCUAGAAGGGGCGAACCCUUAAAAAGUUGGAUGAUGUUGAAGUGCACUUGAUUUUAAAUUGCUGUGUUAUUUUUCUUACCUUGGAGCAGUUCAUUCUUUCUUAUGUUUAAAAACAAAUAAAUGAAUGAGGUAUUACCAUCUUA
This is a messenger RNA of Gambusia affinis (western mosquitofish), 8237 nucleotides long. It is a transcript of the gene dusp3a, whose product is annotated as dual specificity phosphatase 3a. Gene Ontology annotation, molecular function: MAP kinase phosphatase activity; protein tyrosine/serine/threonine phosphatase activity. Gene Ontology annotation, cellular component: cytoplasm. Gene Ontology annotation, biological process: negative regulation of MAPK cascade; protein dephosphorylation. NCBI's taxonomy places the organism in Eukaryota, Metazoa, Chordata, Actinopteri, Cyprinodontiformes, Poeciliidae. The transcript has 3 exons. The coding region runs from base 175 to 834 and encodes 219 amino acids. The record is from RefSeq and is a predicted model, not a curated record.